This is a messenger RNA of Oenanthe melanoleuca, 1679 nucleotides long. RefSeq names its product centrosomal protein 20 (gene CEP20). Gene Ontology annotation, cellular component: motile cilium; centrosome; ciliary basal body. Gene Ontology annotation, biological process: microtubule anchoring; cilium assembly. The transcript is spliced from 5 exons. Gene Ontology annotation, molecular function: protein binding. Bases 792 to 1313 code for a protein of 173 amino acids. The record is from RefSeq and is a predicted model, not a curated record. NCBI's taxonomy places the organism in Eukaryota, Metazoa, Chordata, Aves, Passeriformes, Muscicapidae.
GGGGCUGCCGGGCGGGAGCGGCGCUGUCCCCUCACGGAGCUCGCGCUGUCCCUGAGGGAGCUCCCGCCCAGCGUCGCUGUGUCCCCUGAGGGAGCUCCCGCUCGGCCCCGCGCUGUCCCCUCAGGGAGCCCCCAUCCAGCCCUGCUCUGUCCCCUCAGGGCUCUCUCUCACAGCCCUCCUCUGUCCCCUCAGGGCUCUCUCACAGCCCUGCUCUGUCCUCUCAGGGCUCUCUCUCACAGCCCUGCUCUGUCCCCUCAGGGCUCUCUCUCACAGCCCUGCUCUGUCCUCUCAGGGCUCUCUCUCCCAGCCCUGCUCUGUCCUCUCAGGGCUCUCUCUCCCAGCCCUGCUCUGUCCCCUCAGGGCUCUCUCUCCCAGCCCUGCUCUGUCCCCUCAGGGCUCUCUCUCCCAGCCCUGCUCUAUCCUCUCAGGGCUCUCUCUCCCAGCCCUGCUCUGUCCCCCUCAGGGCUCUCUCCCAGCCCUGCUCUGUCCCCCUCAGGACUCUCUCCCAGCCCUGCUCUAUCCCCUCAGGGCUCUCUCUCCCAGCCCCGCGCUGUCCCCUCAGGGCUCUCUCUCGCAGCCCUGCUCUGUCCCCCUCAGGGCUCUCUCUCGCAGCCCUGCUCUGUCCCCUCGGAGCGCUCUCUCCCAGCCCCGCGCUGUUCCUUCAAGCAGCUCUAUCCCGCCCCGCGCUGUCCCCUCACGCAGCUCCCGCCCCGCCCCGCUCUCUUCCCUCAGAGCGUUCCCGCCCCGCGCCUGCGCAGUGCGCGCGGCUCCAUUCGGGUUGUGGUGCGGCCAUGGCGACGGUGGCGGAGCUCAAAGCAGUUUUAAAGGACACGCUGGAAAAAAGAGGAGCUCUUGGCCAGAUCAAAGCGAGGAUCCGAGCCGAGGUGUUCAAUGCCCUGGACGAGCGGAGCGAGCCGCGGCCGGCGCUGUCCCGGGAGAACCUGCUGAUCAACGAGCUCGUUCGGGAGUACCUGGAGUACAACAAGUACAGAUACACGGCGUCUGUUCUCACAGCAGAAUCUGGCCAGCCUGAAGUACCCUUGGAUAGACAAUUUCUUGCCAAGGAGCUGAAUAUAAUUGAAGAUGCAAGUGGAAAGUCAGUACCUCUCCUGUAUGGAAUUCUAUCUCAUUUCUUACAUGGUGGUAAAGAAGAAGAUACCCAGAACAUCCUUCCAAAAGUGUCUUUAGUGAAUUAUCCAAAGCAGAACUUUGGCAAACCACCUGCUGAGAGAAAUCAAAAAGACAGAAUUCCAGAAGCAGGAAGGAUGGCUGGCAUUGAAGAGCCUCUUAUUUUACAAAGUAUAAAGAGAUGACAUCUUUCAUUUUCUAAUUUCUCAUUUCAAGGUCUGUCAGAUUUAAUUUAGGACAUUCUUUAUUGCAUAGAUUUCUGCAAUAAAUCCAGUGGGACCAUUUUAGCCUGUAAUGUCUACUCAUGAGACAGGAUGACAAAUCAUACUUAUUGUCAAUUUAAAAAAUGUUAGCAAAGCUCCCUUUGCCUUUCUCUUAUCCCCUGACAGAAGGAAAACUAUACAGAGAGUCACACUAGUGAAUCCUAUAACUGAAAUUGCACCUGAAUAUACUGAGUUUAUCCAAUACAUGUUUAUAUAAUAACUUAUCAUCUCUGCACUUUUAUCUUUGUGUGUUUUGCCUAUGUUUCUAAAUAAAAUUUUUCAAUUUUA